Molecule: messenger RNA, 6218 nt
Organism: Centropristis striata (black sea bass)
Lineage: Eukaryota; Metazoa; Chordata; Actinopteri; Perciformes; Serranidae
Gene: dock4b
Product: dedicator of cytokinesis 4b
Biological process (GO): cell chemotaxis; small GTPase-mediated signal transduction
Cellular component (GO): plasma membrane; cytoplasm
Molecular function (GO): guanyl-nucleotide exchange factor activity; GTPase activator activity; small GTPase binding
Source: RefSeq, a predicted model, not a curated record
CAGCAGCAGCAGCGCUUUCUCUCUCUGUAACCUAAACAAUGACUCCUACUACAGACCGGAGGAAAGCACACCAAUAGAAUGCGUUACACAGCACCUAAACCUUGCAUUUCGCUGCUAUUCCGACCACUCACUUAAAUGUCCCGACCGUAAACAUGUGGAUACCUACAGAACAUGAAAAAUACGGCGUCGUGCUGGCCAGUUUCCGAGGGACUGUCCAGCAUGGCCUGCCACUGGAAAUCGGAGACACGGUGCAGAUCCUGGAGAAAUGUGAAGGCUGGUACCGAGGAUUCAUCCUGAAGAAUCCAAAUGUCAAGGGGAUCUUCCCGUCCAGCUACAUCCACUUGAAGAAUGCCCACGUCAAGAAUAAAGGGCAAUUUGAGACGGUCAUUCCUGUUGAAGACUCCGUCAUUACAGAGAUGACAUCAACGUUGCGGGACUGGGGUGCCAUGUGGAAACAACUCUACGUGAAGAAUGAGGGGGAUUUGUUCCAUCGACUUUGGCACGUGAUGAAUGAAAUCCUGGACCUGAGGAGGCAGGUGCUGGUGGGCCACCUCACCCAUGACCGCAUGAGGGACGUCAAGCAGCACAUUACAGCGAGAUUGGACUGGGGCAACGAGCAGCUCUGCCUGGACCUGGUCCCCAGGAGAGAGUUCAGCAUGGUGGACCCCGAUGAAAUCAGCGUCACAGAGCUCUACAGACUGAUGGAGCACCGGCAUCGUAAGAAGGAGACCCCUGCUCCCGCCAGCACCCAUCACUUGUUCGUCCACGUGAAGAGUCUGAUGAGCGCCAAUCUGGGGGAGGAGCUAGAGGUCUUCUUCCACAUUUAUGACGGACGGGAGAAUCGGCCUCUCAGCGAAAGGUUCUUUGUCAAGCUGAAUAAGAGCGGGUUGCCCAAGUCGCCAGAGAAGACGGAAAGACAAUGCACGCUGUUUGUGGACUUGGGAAGCAGUGAUCUAAGAAAAGAUGUCUACAUCGUUGUGCACAUCAUAAGAAUAGGGAGAAUGGGAGCAGGGGAGAAGAAGAAUCUGUGUAGCGUACAAUACAGGAGGCCGUUUGGCUGUGCUGUCGUCAGCAUCGCUGAUCUCCUCACUGCUGACUCCAAGGAUGACCACCUGCUCAAGGUUUAUGCAUGUAACACAGAGAGUGAGUGGUUCCAGAUCCAUGAGAACAUCAUCAAGAAAGCAAAUUCUCGGUAUAACCUGUCGGGCUCCAACACCGGUCUGGCAGUGGCUCUCCAGCUCCUCCACGGGGACAUAGAGCAGCUGAGACGAGAGUACAUGGUCCUCUUCACUCGGGGUGUGUCCAUCACCCGGAAACUGGGCUUCUCUGAUGUCAUCAUGCCAGGAGAGAUGAGGAAUGACCUUUACAUCACACUGGAGAAAGGCGAGUUUGAGAAGGGCGGGAAAAGCGUUGCCAGGAACGUAGAAAUCACUGUCUAUGUGCUGGAUAUUGACGGGCAGAUUCUCAAGAGUCACGUGGCUGCCGGCUCUGGUGAACCAGGUGGGGAUGACUACCACUCUCUGGUGCUGUACCACAACAACAGCCCCCGCUGGGCCGAGCAGAUCAAGCUGCCCAUCCCGGUCGACAUGUUCCGCGGCUCGCAUGUCCGCUUUGAGUUCAGACACUGCUCCACUAAAGACAAGGGAGAGAAGAAACUGUUUGGCUACUCCUUUGUUCCUCUGAUGCAGGAGGAUGGCAGGACUCUGCCAGAUGGCACCCAUGAGCUCAUUAUCCAAAAGUGUGAGGAGAACACCAGCUUGGCAGACUGCUCGCGUUACCUGAAGCUGCCAUUCUCCAAAGCAAACCUGCCGUCCAACAACCAGACUCUGAAAGGCACCAAGGAGUCUUUCUGGAUCACCAGCUUCCUCUGCUCCACCAAGCUCACACAGAAUGGAGACAUGCUGGACCUGUUGAAGUGGCGAGCCCACCCCGAAAGGAUCAACGACAGCCUCUCUAAGCUUAAGGAGAUCGAUGGCUCUGAGAUUGUCAAAUUUCUGCAGGACACCCUGGACACUCUCUUCGGUAUUCUGGAUGAAAGCUCUCAGAGAUAUGGGCUCAAGGUGUUUGAUUCACUUGUCCAUAUCAUCAACCUGCUCCAAGACAGCAAGUUCCAGCACUUCAAACCCGUCAUGGACACCUACAUAGAGAGCCACUUCGCCGGAGCUUUGUCCUACAGGGACCUGAUCAAAGUGCUGAAGUGGUACGUGGACCGCAUUGUUGACGCAGAACAUCAGGACCACAUACAGCAGGUGCUCAAGGCCAGCGAGUACAUCUUCAAGUACAUCAUCCAGUCCCGUCGGCUCUUCUCAUUGGCCACUGGAGGCCAGAACGAGGAAGAGUUCCGAGUCUGCAUCCAUGAGCUCUUCAUGUCCAUCCGCUUCUUCCUCUCGCAGGAAAACAAAAGCACCAGUCCGGUCGCACAGACGCAGGCGGUGUUCCUGCGGACGUUUCCAGCGGUUUACGGCGAGCUGUUGAAGAUCUUCACAGUGCGGGAGGUGGCGGGCUUCGUCCGGGAGACGUUGGGCAGCCUCCCCACCGCUGCCCACGCCGACUGCCUGGAGGCUGUCAAACUGCAAUGCAUCGCCAAGACGGUGGAAAGCCAGCUUUACAUUAACCCAGAGUCCCGGUGCAUCCUGUUGCCGGUGGUCCUCCGUGUCCUCCAGGCACACAUGCAGGAGCAGAGAGACCUGGUCAUGUGUGCUCGCAUCCUCACCAGCAUGCUGUCGCUCAUAAAGAAGGAGGAGAACGGCACCGCGGAGCCGGUGGUCUCAGAAGAGGUGGAGCUAAUUGUAGAAAGCCUGCUGGGAGUCUUACUGAGAACCAUCCUGGAAAUUAGCAACCGGCCCCAGCCUGCUGGACCUGCCAUGAGACUCCAGUUCCAGGAUGUCACCGGGGAGUUUGUGGCGUGUUUGUUGGCCCUUCUGCGACAGAUGAGUGACAGACACUACCAGCAGCUGCUGCAGGCGUUCAGCAGCAAAGACAACCUGAGGGACUUUCUCCUUCAGAUCUUCACAGUCUUCAGGAUCCUGAUCCGACCAGAAAUGUUUCCUAAAGACUGGACUGUCAUGCGGUUGGUCACGAACAAUGUCAUCAUCACAACUGUCCUCUACCUUUCUGACGCUUUGAGGAAAAACUUCCUCAAUGACAAGUUUGACUACAAGGUGUGGGACUCGUACUUCUAUCUGUCUGUAAUAUUUAUCAACCAGCCCUGUCUCCAGCUGGAGUCCUUCUCUCCCUCCAAGAGGAAGAAGAUACUGGAAAAGUAUGGAGACAUGAGGGUGAUGAUGGGCUGUGAGAUCUUCAGCAUGUGGCAGAAUUUAGGGGAACACAAGUUGAACUUCAUCCCGGCCAUGAUUGGUCCGUUCCUGGAGGUGACGCUGGUGCCUCAGCCUGAUCUGAGGAAUGUCAUGAUCCCCAUCUUCCAUGACAUGAUGGACUGGGAGCAGAGACGCAGUGGCAAUUUCAAACAGGUGGAGGCCAAGCUGAUCGACAAGCUGGACAGCCUGAUGUCUGAGGGCAAAGGAGAUGAGACGUACAGGGAGCUCUUCAACAGCAUAAUUCCUCUGUUUGGUCCGUACCCUAGCCUGCUGAAGAAGAUUGAGAGAGAGACCUGGAGGGAGAGUGGCAUCUCUCUGAUCGCUACUGUCACUCGCUUAAUGGAGAGACUGUUGGACUAUAGGGAUUGUAUGAAGCUGGGAGAAGUGGAUGGAAAAAAGAUUGGUUGUACUGUCAGUUUACUGAACUUCUACAAAACUGAACUGAACAAAGAGGAGAUGUACAUCCGAUACAUUCACAAACUCUACGACCUGCACUUGAAAGCACAAAACUACACAGAGGCGUCGUACACCCUGCUGCUGUACGAUGAGUUACUGGAGUGGUCAGACAGGCCGCUCAGAGAGUUCCUCAACUACCCCAUGCAGAGUGAGUGGCAGAGAAAAGAGUAUCUGCACCUCACCAUCGUCCAGAACUUUGACAGGGGGAAGUGUUGGGAGAAUGGCAUCAUCCUGUGCAGAGAACUGGCCGACCAAUAUGAGUCUUACUACGACUACAGGAACCUGAGCAAGAUGAGGAUGAUGGAGGCCUCUUUGUAUGACAAGAUCAUGGACCAGCAAAGACUGGAGCCUGAAUUCUUCAGAGUGGGCUUCUAUGGAAAGAAGUUUCCUUUCUUCUUACGGAAUAAGGAGUUUGUGUGCCGCGGCCAUGACUACGAGAGGCUGGAGGCUUUCCAGCAGCGGAUGCUCAACGAGUUCCCCCACGCCAUCGCCAUGCAGCACGUCAACCAGCCAGACCAGACUAUAUACCAGGCAGACGCACAGUACCUGCAGAUCUACGCCGUCACUCCCAUCCCAGAGAGCCAGGAUGUGCUGCAGAGAGAUGGAGUGCCUGACAACAUCAAAAGCUUCUACAAGUUCAAUCACAUCUGGAGGUUCAGAUAUGACCGGCCCUUUCACAAGGGCACCAAAGACAAGGAGAAUGAAUUCAAGAGCCUGUGGGUGGAGAGGACAACCCUGACUCUGGUCCAGAGUCUUCCAGGCAUCUCGCGCUGGUUCGAGGUGGAGAAGAGGGAGCUGGUGGAGGUGAGCCCGCUGGAGAACGCCAUUGAGGUGAUUGAGAACAAGAACCUACAAUUACGCACACUCAUCACCCAGUGUCAAAGCCGGCAGAUGCAGAACAUCAACCCCCUCACCAUGUGCCUCAACGGGGUCAUCGACGCCGCUGUCAACGGAGGGCUGGCCCGCUACCAAGAGGCCUUCUUCGUGAAGGACUACAUGAUGAAUCACCCCGAGGAUGGCGAGAAGAUCGGACGACUGAGAGAACUCAUGUUCGAACAGGCACACAUUCUGGAGUAUGGCCUCGCUGUGCAUGAGAAGUUUGUCCCCCAGGACAUGAGACCUCUCCACAAGAAGUUAGUGGACCAGUUCCACCUGAUGAAAUCCAGUCUGGGCAUACAGGAGUUUCCGGCUUAUGUGCGCGCAAGCCCAGUGCACUUCACCAACGGGAGCCCGCGGACCUGCAGGAACUCUGUGCCCAACAUCAUCAGCCCAGACGGCGGAAGAGGGGUCGCCAGGCGGAGCUACCCUGCGGUGAACCGCUACUCCUCGUCCUCUCUGUCGUCUCAGGCCUCCAAUGAAGUCAGUAACAUAACAGGGCAGUCGGAGAGUUCGGAUGAAGUCUUCAACAUGCAGCCCAGUCCGUCUACCUCAAGCCUCAGCUCCAACCAUUCUGCCUCGCCCAAUGUCACCAGCUCAGCCCCCUCCAGCGCCAGAGGUUCGCCCCAGAUGGCAGAGAAACACAAGCAUUCCAGAGAAAACGCCUGCCUGUCGCCACGAGAGCGACCGGUCAGCGCCAUCUUCCCCAACCCUCUGGACCCUGCACAGAGAGCUCCAACUCAUCAGAUAGGUGAUACCACUUUACCAAGGAGUGACCCCAACCUCUCAGCACCAGACAAAGUGAGACCCACCCCCAGUAGCUGGAGCCUAGACAGUGUCAAAGAGGGCGCUCCAUCCCUGUCUGACUCUUUUGGCAAAUUGCUAUGCCCUCCUGUCCCUCCUAGGCCACCGUACUCAGGCUCCUCGGCUAAAAACAUGAGGUCGCAGUCUCCCGUCUCCGCAUCCAGAUCGCCACAAAAGACCACAGUGCCACCUUUCACUCCUUCACCCACCGAGUGCCAGUCCACCAGCCUGGUCUCCAACUCCCCCGUCCUCUCCGGCAGCUACUCCAGCGGCAUCUCCUCCCUCAGCCGCUGCAGCGUGUCGGAGGCUUCGGGCACCGAGCUGCCGGCGGGCGACCACCCGCCCCACCCGCUGCCCCCCCCCACCACCCUGCCAAACUCUGUCUCCAGCAGCUCAGACGAGCCGAUCCGCAGAGAGAACAAGACCCCUCCCCCUUACAGCGUGUACGAGAGGAACAACCCGCGCAGGCCCGUGCCUCUGCCCCACAGCCUCUCCAUCCCCCCACAGACGGACCCCCCAGCCCUGCCCCCCAAGCCUCACCAGCUCCGCACAGGCAGCAUGAAGCUGGACGGGACCUCCGACCCUCGAGUCCCGAGACCGAGGCCUCUGCCCAGGAAGGUGUCCCAGCUAUAGGUGCUGGUUCCGGUCCAGGUCUGGAGAAGAAACACACUGGCGUAUUUUGCACUUUUCUACUGGGCACUCACUUGUUUUUUGUGAUCUUCAGUUCGGCAUUCCUGACCUACACUCCAAUAAAAGACACAGGCC